GAGGGGUCCAGUCAGGGCCAAACCACAGACCAAAACACCAGCAGAGUCCGGAGACCCAGCUGUUAGGCUUAACACAGUAGGGGAUACGAGGGGGGUGCAGAUCCAGACGACAGAACACCUGCUGGAGAACCCAGACGUCUAGGAGGGCAAGUCUAGAACCGAGAGAAUGAGCACACCUGGCCUGAGUUGAUCUUGAUUGCCCCCCUGCACCUAGCCUUGAAUCCUGUCACACAGAGAGCUACCUGAACACGUUCACCAACACGCUGUAACACACACAAGUGCUCUCUUACACAGAUAGACAUACACUCACACUGCAGGAUGUUCAAGUACACUCCUCCUUGGCAGGUGCUGUGUAACAGCAUGGAGCAUGAGACCAAGAGGCUCUCAGUUGCUGCACCUGACGAUUCCCAGGAUGUGUUGACCCAGGAGGAGGGAGACCAGAUAGUGUGCCAAUCUCACCAGCUUCCUGCUGCAGAAAUCUCACCGUCUACACAGGAAGACACCACAUUCCAAGGAACCAUGGAAAGCACACCCAGAAAAUGGGUGCUUCAGCCCAUGUCACCCAAACUGGAGCUGGCAGUAGACCUUCGCACCAUGCUCAGCCCCACCACCGAUGAGCCCUUUAGUCUGGACCAGAGCUGGAUCUACAACCGGAAUGGCAACUCUUCAGCUUUCAGUUUUGACAGCAUCUCCGUGACCCGCACCCAGUCCACAGUUAUCGUAUCCACCCAGCAGAAGGUGUCCCGGGAUGUGGUGGUGCAGGCCAGGCAGGUGGCGGUGUCAGAGGAAGAUUGCGGCAACACCAGUGAAGACUGGCAACCCAGUAGCCCUAGCAGUGCAGGGAGCACGGGCUCCCAACGUGGCUUCUACUCCUUUGUGGAUGAUCCGGUGAGCCCCGAGGCGGAGAUGAACGAAGCCUGGAUGGUGUCCCCAGAGAGACAAGCCAAGUUGGCGACCCUGAAAGAGGAAAGCAGUUUCAAACUGCAGACAUACACCGGUGGGAAGAAGCCAGGGAGUCUGUUCGAGGACGACGAGGACUCCCGCUACCAGGUGAACACCAACGGUGCCCAAUUCAAGGCGGAGGAGGAGGAGGAGAAGCAGCUUAGGCAGGAGAUCAUCCACAGUCAAGCCCCCAAAAAGAUUGCCACAUUCAGGGAGCAGUGGAGUGCACUUGAAACCCUGGAUCUCAGCAAAUCACCCAACAAGUUGCUCGAAGGGUUCAGCUUGUGCUACGGGCCAAGCAGCACUAAAUCUGAGUCCACACCAGCAGCUGAGCCAUGCACCAUCGACAACGAACAGAUCAACUUCAGCGCAGCACGGGAGCAGUUCCGAAAGAUGGAACAGUCGAGGCUCAACCCAUUCCUGCAGAGUCCCCGCUCUCUAAAACCACAAAGACUGUGGCAGUCAGAAGACAGCUUGCUGUCACCAAGGAGUGAGAAAAAAGACUACCACUCUGCGGAAUGGUUUAACCAAAGUCUGACCCCAGUGAAACGUCAGGACAAAGGGGAAAAUGUCACUGGCAGAAAGGUGUACCGCACAGGGGAGAGAGUAACCAAGAGGCAGAGUAGCCUGUUUGAUGACCUUGACUCUGGACUUGAGGAUCUAUCGGGUGACACCAGUGUUGGCUACACAAGUGACGGAAGCAUGUCCAAUGACAACCCUCAGCCAGAAAGCAAGGGCACCCAAUCGGCAAGUGGUUACAGAGAGACGCCCAUAGAGAGGGAGAUUCGUAUUGCUCAGGAGAGAGAAGAGAGUCUUCGGCGAUUGCGGGGCAUCAAGCACACCGACGUCCAAGAGAUGGUGGAGGUCAAGUCUCUGCUCUCCCAGCCUACACCGCCACUGAUGCCUGUCAAGGCAAAUAAGAAGAACCGGGUGAGCUUCUUCAUCCAGCGCGAGAUCAAAAAGGACAGCCAGAGGGAAGAAGACUUGCUGUACCAGGGGAGAGUCCCAGGUCUAUAUGGCCGGGGAACUCCUCAGGAAAUGGAGGAUCGGAGAAAGAUCUUUGAGCUUGGAGACCAAUCUGGAGCCGAGGUUGAGACGAUGAAAAGGACUUGGUCAUCACCCAGGGUCAUUGUGAGGAGUAGCAGCUCAGAUAUGGAAGGCUACCCUUCCCCUUGCUGCCCUCACCGGCACUCCGAAGAGACCGAGUUGUACAUCGGCAGCAUGAGCGCCACUCCAAGCGUCAAUACCACCAGCGAAGGCUGGAGUUCAGAGUCCCAAGACCUCAAAAGAGUACUGCCAAGCAGCUUCCCAGAGGAGAGCGUCAUGUUGAAAGGGAAUGAGACCAGUAAGGCAGAAAGCGCUCAAGUUACAGUGGUGGUGAAGACCAGUACUAGUGAAAUAGUAAAUUACCCAUCGUGGUUAGUGGAAAGAAAGAAGCCAGUUCCAGCCAGAGUCUCCUCGGCUAAAGAAGCCUCCUCCUCUUUGUCAUCCUCUCCCUCCUCACCUACACCCACUGCGUUUGCAGUGCAGGUGUCUGAACCGAGUGAUAAGCCUGUCCCAACCUGGAGGGCGCACCUGGAUUCUGGCGGCCUGCGACAUCGAAGACCAAACGCUCCAGAUAUUAUCCAGAAGGAGAUUGAGCAGGAUCUGAAACGUGAGCAGGAGCUCCGGGAACUGCGGGAAUCCAGUGGCCUGUCCGCCUCUAUGGAAGGAAGCUUGGACUGUAUAGAACGAGACGCUAAAGACUCAUGUCAAUCGCAAAGCCUGCGAAGAGUCAUUGUGGAACAGGAAGAGUCUGUCUUCUCUGAGAGCCCUUCACUUCCAGUAGAGCAGACGAGCUUGGCCAGAUGGUCCUACUCAUCUAUCACUCCAGUAUCAAUGCUAGUGGACAGCGCAUCUCGCUUUUCCACCUCCAUUCGUCCCACUGCCCGUCUUCCCUCCUUUUCCAUAGUCACUGCCCAGCCAUGGGGCUCCCCAAGGCCCAGCUCCCCUGUGGUGAGCAGGGUUGCCCCCCUGUUGCCUGCUAGCCCGUGGGUAGAGAUGGGUGGCUCCCCUGGGAUCCCCACGCAAAAAGGCCUGACCGAAACACUGCUAGAGGACUUUGAGGAGAGGAGAAUCAAACUGAAGCUGGAAGAGAAUGCUUAUGCAGGAAUUCAGCCUACUGACGAUGUGAACAAUGAAGUGUUGGAGGCGACCCGCGUCACCAGGCACAAAAACCAGCGGGCACUGCGCUGGGAGGCUGGCGACUACACAAAGGAGGACAGCCAAUGAGUCCACCAGCCUUCUCCACUGGAGGGUGAGCGAGCAUGGAAAGGAGAAGAGGAGAUGGAACAACAGGCAUUUUAGGGAAGUUGUCCCAUCUCAGCACAUAAGAAUAUACUCCGUCUACACACUACCUGGCUGAACUAAUGAUUGGUCAACUUUGUGAUAAACCCCCCCCCGUCCAUCAUCUGCCACCCGAGCAUUGCCCUGACUAGGGCAGGUACCCUUUCACGAUUUAGAAGCGAAAGGUGAACUGAAAAAUAUGUAAUAGAUGAGACAGGUUUUUAGCUGAGGCAGAAAAUGGAAUGGAAGUGGAAUUUAAGAGGAGUUCUGCGCCUGCUUAGAAUGCAUUGCCUUGUUUUGGGAUAGAAAGGUGUAUGAGUUAUUUUUAAGUCUGGCAGUCACUGCUAGGUAGCUUUGAUUAGGCCCAUCCGCCCUCAAAAGGCUGCAUAGAAAAUGAGUGAGGGAGCUAUUUUUGUCUUGUCAGUUGUGCUUUGCAAAGCAAAAACAAGCAAGAAACCAUCGGAUAUCCAUUAUGUAUUUAAUAAAGCAAACAUUUCCAAACCAAUAUCCAGUCCAAUGAAGCACUUGCAGAAGUCUUCAGGAAAUGUUGACUUUUGUCUAAUUUAAUAUGAAAUAAUAUCUAAUAAAGAGUUAGCUACAGCUGA
This is a messenger RNA of Oncorhynchus tshawytscha (Chinook salmon), 3872 nucleotides long. RefSeq names its product mitotic spindle positioning (gene misp). NCBI's taxonomy places the organism in Eukaryota, Metazoa, Chordata, Actinopteri, Salmoniformes, Salmonidae. The transcript has 6 exons. The coding region runs from base 319 to 3213 and encodes 964 amino acids. The record is from RefSeq and is a predicted model, not a curated record.